Aspergillus pseudotamarii is the source of this 1679-nucleotide messenger RNA. Its product is annotated as protein-degrading AAA family ATPase MSP1. The record is from RefSeq and is a predicted model, not a curated record. The transcript has 2 exons. Gene Ontology annotation, cellular component: mitochondrial outer membrane. The coding region runs from base 140 to 1393 and encodes 417 amino acids. NCBI's taxonomy places the organism in Eukaryota, Fungi, Ascomycota, Eurotiomycetes, Eurotiales, Aspergillaceae. Gene Ontology annotation, molecular function: ATP binding; ATP hydrolysis activity.
CAGCUGGGUUCGUCGCAUAAUUUAUCUUCAUCCCGCUGUUGGCCUCGAGUACUUCGUUGCAGCUGCAUUCCUGAAGCAGAGUCGUGCUCUAUUCGCCACAACAUAAUCAUUCGUUGGUAUUGAGCGCAGUUGUAUCGUCAUGGCUUCAGCGCGCGGUCCGAGAUGGCAGCAAUUCUUACAGGAAUUGGUGAUGGUUGCCGGCACUUCGGCAUCUGCCUACUUCCUCAUUAGAUACCUCCUAUCUCGUCUUGAUUUCGACCCAGAAAGCCAAAAGAAAGAGGAGCAACGACGUAAGUCGGCUGCUAUUCUACGGAGACUCGAUGGCGGAGAAGAGUCGGAUGAAGAUUCACCACGCAGAGAAGGCAAGCGGGGACGGAGACAAAAGCGCGGAGACCUUGCCCUGAACCAAUACGAACAAGCGAUCGCAAUGGAUGUUGUUGCCCCAGACGACAUUCCCGUAUCAUUCGAGGAUAUUGGAGGCUUGGACGAGAUCAUCGAGGAGCUGAAAGAGUCUGUCAUCUACCCACUAACCAUGCCUCACCUCUAUUCAUCUACGUCUUCACUCCUUACUGCCCCGUCGGGUGUUCUGCUGUAUGGUCCUCCUGGGUGCGGAAAGACUAUGCUUGCCAAAGCGCUUGCUCAUGAGAGUGGAGCAUGUUUCAUUAACCUACACAUAUCAACUCUGACAGAGAAGUGGUACGGUGAUUCGAAUAAGUUGGUCAACGCAGUCUUCUCCCUAGCCAGGAAACUGCAGCCUUCCAUUGUUUUCAUUGACGAGAUAGACGCUGUGCUUGGCACGAGGCGGAGUGGGGAGCACGAGGCAAGUGGUAUGGUUAAGGCUGAAUUCAUGACCCAUUGGGACGGCCUUACCUCCGCGAACUCGUCGGGUGAACCCCAGCGGGUUGUUGUGAUGGGAGCAACAAACCGCAUACAGGAUAUCGACGAAGCCAUUCUCAGGCGGAUGCCGAAAAAGUUCCCGGUGGUCCUUCCUCCAGCACCACAACGACUUCGAAUCCUCAGCCUCGUACUUAAAGAUACCAAGGUAGACCGGGAGAACUUUGACCUCGACUACCUUGUCAAAGCCAUGGCCGGCAUGUCAGGCAGUGAUAUCAAGGAAGCCUGUCGCGAUGCAGCUAUGGCACCAGUCCGAGAGCUCAUACGUGAGAAAAAGGCUGCUGGUCUCCAAAUGAAUACUGUCGAUCCCAAAGAGGUCCGUGGUCUUCGAACAGAAGACUUCUUCACACGUGCUGGGGGUGUUCGGGUUAUCCCCCCGCCUGCACAGCUGCAGGCAUCCAUAAAGGCUAGCUCGGAGAAAGAAUGGAGUACGGAGUCUGAGGCGACAUCUGAAGUUGACACACGGCCAUCGGCUGACAUGGCGGAGCCGCCGGAGUGAACUGUCUGAGUUCGUGAACUUACCGUGUUAGACGUCUGUCUAUGUUACUUGUAUACAGCACGAAGGGAAUGGCGUUCUGUGUUUUUGAGCAUAUCACCGGAUAUUUAAUGGCUUCGUCGGAUAUGGCUAUCAUAUGUGGCAAUUCCCACCCCAUCCUGGUUAUGAAGUCCGAAUACUGUCCAUAGAGUAUUUUUGACGGCCCCUCUGUCUGUCGUAUUAUCUUUAGCGGAAUCUCCCAAUGGAUGAGAUGUACGAAGUUUCACUAUAUAUUUGACAGGAUAGAGUA